AUGGCAGAAGAAGAGUUGCCAGGCGUUUUGAUUCUGGAUAUAGGAGGAACUCAUGGUGUGCUAGAAAACCUUGCAGCACUUUUGAAGAAACACUUUUGCCUUAUCACCAUGAAGGAAUUUCUUGAAAACAAAAAAGAAAUGAGCAAAAAAAUCCAAUCUAUUUUUGUGUUUGAGUGCAGGCCAACCAUUAACCAGGAGCUUCUAGAAAGCCUGCCUAAUUUAAAGGUAAUUGGAAACUCUGGGGUUGGAGUCGAUCACUUAGACUUGAAAAUGAUUUCUAACUUUGGCGUAAAAGUGACCAAUACCCCACAUGCUGUGGCGGACCCAACAGCAGACAUAGGAAUGGCCUUGAUGCUGGCCUCUGCCAGAAGACUAGUGGAAGGCUGCAAGAUUGCAGUUUCUCCAGACACGAAGUAUUUUGCUGUUGACUGGCUGGGAGUAGAAGUAACCAGAGCGACACUUGGGAUUGUCGGAAUGGGCAGCAUUGGGUACAAAGUGGCUCAGAGAGCCAGAGCCUUCAACAUGAGGAUCCUGUACCAUAACAGGAACCGAAGAAGAAAGGAGGAGGAAGAAGCAGUUGAUGCCCACUACUGUGAGAAGAUAGAAGACUUGCUGCAGCAAUCUGACUUUGUUAUGUUGGUUGUGAAUCUGACUCCUGAGACUCACAAACUGAUUGGGAAAAAGGAGCUGGGGCUGAUGAAACCCACAGCUACUCUUAUAAAUAUCAGUCGAGGUGCAGUUAUAGAUCAAGAUGCAUUGGUAGAAGCUCUCCAGAAUAAGGUUAUUAGAGCUGCUGCUCUGGAUGUGACAUACCCUGAGCCUCUGCCAAGAGAUCAUCCUUUAUUAAAAUUAAAUAACAUCAUCAUAACCCCUCACAUUGGAACCGCAACAGUCCAAGCUAUCCAUAUGAUGGCAGAAGAAGCAAUAGCAAAUAUGCUGGCUGUUCUCAAUGGCCAACCCAUUCCAAGUGAAGUAUUUCCCAACUGAUGUGUUCCAGAUGAUAUCACUAAAUCACAUAUAUAUGGGAAGGCACUAAUUCUUACAGUACCACUUUUAAACUAAAGAAAAAAAC
Balearica regulorum gibbericeps (East African grey crowned-crane) is the source of this 1072-nucleotide messenger RNA. The record is from RefSeq and is a predicted model, not a curated record. NCBI's taxonomy places the organism in Eukaryota, Metazoa, Chordata, Aves, Gruiformes, Gruidae.